This is a messenger RNA of Amphimedon queenslandica, 1478 nucleotides long. RefSeq lists its product as uncharacterized. NCBI's taxonomy places the organism in Eukaryota, Metazoa, Porifera, Demospongiae, Haplosclerida, Niphatidae. The transcript has 10 exons. The coding region runs from base 230 to 1252 and encodes 340 amino acids. The record is from RefSeq and is a predicted model, not a curated record.
GACAAUGACAACCCAACUGCUUAGUGCCUGCUACUUACUACCAGCCUACGCAAGUGUGGCAAAUCCAAUAACAACACCUCAGGUCCUUUUAUCAGGCUUGUUUGCGUGGGCAUUACAAGUACUUCCUUCCUGUGAGCCAUCUAUUUAAUUAGCAGACAACUGAGAAAUUUAGUAUACCGGCGGUAAUUAUACUUGGAGAGUUGGAGUGGAUACGCGUAGAUUGCUGAUCAUGUCUCAAAGGGAAGAAGAAAAUGAAGCAUCUACAGAAAUUGAACUGCAUUCCUUAGAAGCUGAUAAUCCUAUUUAUGAUAGAUUGUCGACAUUGUCUGAGCCCGCACCAGAUUCACCUUUGUAUGAUGAUGUAGAGAUAACAAUUGAGAGACAAUGUCCUCCACUGCCUGAGGCCGAGGAGUAUAUUGAGAUGUCGGCACCAGAUCCAUCUUUGUAUGAAAAUGUAGAGAUAACAAUUGAGAGACAAUGUCCUACUUUGCCGGAGGCUGAUACUCCUCAUCAAGUCUGUAGGAGGACUACUAUGGUAGACAUGAAGUUGUACAAUGAUCAGGACUCUACUGGAUGUACUGAAAGGAAGAGAGUAAAAUGCUACUGUGUUUUUAUGAUCAGCUGUAUAGCUGUCAUAUCAUUGAUGAUAAUACCGGUAUUGGUUUUUUCAUUUGCUAUAUCUGUACCAAAUAUGGAAGCAAUAAAAGCAAAACUUGAAGAAAUUGAUGGAGAGUCAGCUAAAACAAGAAAAGCGAUUAAUGAGUUAAAUGCUACUAUCACUCAGAUUAUCAACCAGUCUUCAUUUGUGGUGUCUGAUAUAAAUUCAACUCUUGCAGGACAAGAGGAAAUUGAAGCAGACCUGAGGAAUGUGGACGUCUAUAGUUCCUGUAUCCAGGAGUACUUGUCCAGCUGCUCUAUGCCUAUUGAUAUUUUUCGCUGUACAACUGACUAUCAUGAUGUCAUUGUAGAUGGCUAUUAUAAUUUGGAUCUUGCCUGCCAUAUUGAAGUUUUAGGAAAUGAGACUGUAUUUUUUUCUCCUCUUACUAACCUAAGAAUGAUGGCACGUUCGGGAGAGACUAUCCAAUCGAGUGAUUCUGCGUCUGUUAAAUUAGCCAAGUCUAAAGUUAGAUGCGAGUGUGCUAUGGUGCCUCUCAGUACUGGUGCUACAAGGAAUGAAGAAAUCCAUUGUCAACUUUAUCGUUCCAGGUGCCCUUUUACCAGCACCUUUAAGAGUGUUCUUAUCAAGCCUUAAAGACAGUACUAUAAUAAUUACAACUGUUAUAAUGUACAUUGUGUGAGUUUGUGUGCGUAUAUAUAUAAUCAGCUGGUCUGAUUUGUAUACCUAAGCCUUAAAGACAGUACUAUAAUAAUUGCAACUGUUAUAAUAUGCAUUGUGUGAGUUUGUGUGCAUAUAAUAAUCAGCUGGUCUGAUUUGUAUAUCUACUUAUUAACUUCUAUUUGUGUACUUUCCAAAAAAA